GCUCUGGAACACGGGAACCGCCACGGGAACCGCCACGGGAACCGAUGAGGACAGAGGGGAAACCAGAGGCACCAAAAUGCCAUUUCCACGGAUCGUGCCCUCAGCACUGUGGCUGGUGCUGCACCUCACAGCAGGGCCCUGCAGGAGGGGGGCAGUGAGUGCCGGCAGAGCCGCCCGUGGUGCCGCGGAGGUGUGUGCCAAGGGCACCAUGACUGCCAGCCCCUGCUGCGCCAUCCCCGCGGGCACCAACGUCACCCUGUCGUGCCAGCUGGCAGCCCCGCGGGCACGGGGCUGGUGCUGGGCAGCGAUUUUCCUCAACAGCUCCGAGCAAACCCGGGCCCAGGGGGGCUCGGUGAGCAAAACCCUCCUGGUCACUGCCCAGGGCAGGCACCACUUCACCUGCAAGUGCAUCGGUGGGGGCAGGACAGCACUCGUCUGUGGCAUCGACAUCCACUGUGGCAACCCUCCAGACGAGCCCAGGAACGUGUCCUGUAUCCAGAAGGGGACACAGGGACGUCCCACCUGCACCUGGCACAAGGGCAGGCUCACCUACCUCCCCACUGCCUAUGGCAUAGAGCUCUCCAACGGCACCAGCACCUUUUCCUUUCCAGAAGAAGCUCCCAGCCAGGUGUUGUUUGGCUCUGGGGCUCUGAGCGAGCUGGAUUUUGGCUCCAAUUACACCGUGGUGGUUUCUGCCUCCAAUCCAUUAGGAAAUGCCUCUUCCCAGCCGCUCAACUUCACGCUGAUAGACAUAGUGAAGCCGCUCCCUCCCGAGUUUUCGGUGGAAUUUGAUGAUUCCUCGGGCACCAGCUGCACCAUCGUGUGGCACCACGAGGCACAGGCCCAGCACUGCCGGCUGAGGCACCGUCCCCUCGGCAGGCACGGCUGGAGCACGGUGGAGAGCCUCAGCAGGGAGGGAUUCCACCUGCAGGGGCUGGAGCCCGACACAGCCCACGAGUUCCAGGUGAGCUGCAGGAUGCUGCCGGGCCAGGGGCUGUGGAGCGACUGGAGCAGCAGCCAGGGCAGCACCCCGGCAGCAGUGCCAACAGGGACCCUGGAUGUGUGGUACCGGCAGCAGGAGCUGGGCUCAGGGCUCCAGAACCUCUCCUUUUUCUGGAAGGCUCUGAGCAGGUGGGAGGCAGGAGGGAGGAUCCUGUGCUACAACGUGACCUUGGAAGCGCUGGGGCAGGGGGAGCUCCGGGCGCAGUCCCACCGCACCACGCAGACCAGCUUCUCCAGGGUGACCCCCAGGGCGGGGCACAGGGUGACGGUGACAGCGCAGAGCCCGCGGGGCAGCUCCGCCCCUGCCACCGUCCUGACGCACCUGGGCAGCCCAGAUCUGCCCCCUCCCCAGCGGGUCAGCGCCGAGGGCCUGGGGAACAGCAGCAUCCUGGUGAGCUGGAGCCCCCCCGCCGCAGCCGCCCUGCCCCUCGGGGGGUACCUGGUGGAGUGGGCAGAGCCCUGGAGGGAGCCACAGCUGCAGCCCCACCACAGCUGGGUGAAGCUGCCCCCGUCCCACCUCUCCACUGUGAUAGCAGAGCACAUCAGAGAUAACGUCUGCUAUCAGAUCCACGUGUCUGCACUUUAUCAGGACAGAGCUGGGCAGGCAGCCUCAGUCAGGGGAAACUCCACAGCUCAAGCCCCCUCAGCUGGGCCCCAGAUGUUCACCACCCCCUGGGCCAGCGGAGCCCUGGUUUCCUGGGAGGAGAUCCCAGCGCCCCAGCAGAGGGGCUGCAUCACUGGGUACCACAUCUACCUGCACAGGAAGGAUGGGCAGGGCCAGCCCGAGGUCCACGCCGUUCCCGCCGGGGCUCCUCGCUCCCUGCACCUCCCUCACCUGGAGCCGGGCGAGCACCACGAGCUCUGGAUGACGGCGGCGACCGCGGCCGGGGAGGGGCCCCGGGGCAACAGCGACAGCGUCUGCCUGGACGGUGCUGGGGACUGGCUGACUCUGGGGCUCAUCUGCAGCUUCUUCAUCCUCUCAGCCUGCCUUUGUUCUGUGCCUCCAGCAAGGAGAGUGUUGCAGUGGCUCCUGUCCCUCCUGCUGCCGCAGUGGCACAGCAAAGCCAUUCCCGACCCUGCCAACGCCACGUGGGCCAAGAGCUUAGCGGCUGCCAAGGCGGAGCUGAGCGCUCCCUCCAGCCCCUUCCUGCCCGGCGGCGCCUUCGAGGAGCCCGAAGCGAGCCCGGUGCAGGAGGCCCCGGCCCAGCCCGAGCCCCCCAAGCCCCCGGACAAGGAGGAGGUGGGCAGCGCUGGCAGCAGGGGGCACGGCGGGUGGGCAGCGGAGAGCUCGGCGGAGGAGCAGCAGCUGCCGGAGCUGUACCAGCGGCUGCUGCUGGAGGCGAUGGAGCCCCCCGAGCCCGUGGCCGAGUACAUCUGCAACCCCGGCAGCCUGGCCCCGGAGCCGGCCCCCGAGCCCGAGCCCAGCCCCCUGUCCGUGUUCCCAGCCUCGGCCUUCCUGCCGGCCGCCCUCUGCUGCCCAGGGGACCUGACUCUGGAUCGAGUGAAACUCAGCGGCAGCUCCUGACCGAGCGAGGCAGGGGGCGGUGUGAGCCCGGCAGGAAUUCUGGCACCAUAGAGUAUUUCGAUGUGAGCCCGGCAGGAAUUUUGGCACUUUACAAAGCUUUUCGGUGUGUUUUGAUGCGAGCUCAGCCUGGAUUUUGGCAUUUUACAAAGCAUUUCGGUGUUUUCAACGUGAGAUCAGCCUGGAUCUUGGAACUUUACAGAGUAUUUGGUGUUUUCAAUGUGAGCUCAGCCUGGAUCUCGGCACUUUACUGAGUAUUUCAGUGUGUUUUGAUGUGAGCCCGGCCUGGAUUUUAGCAUUUACAAAUAUUUUAGUGUUUCAGCACACGCAAUCCAGUCCCUCACAUGUGACACCUCCGAGUGACAAAACCCUUCCCCAGUCACACCUCACCUUAGGACGUGGCUGCUCCUCUGCAGGGGCACACUGGGGAUGCCAGAGCUGGAUUUUGGGUAUUUGGGGAGCCCUUCCUGCAGCCUGGGCUGCCUCAAGCCCUGUUCCAGAAUCAGAGUUAAAAAAUCAUCAUUUCCACCAGGAAGAGCAAGGAACUGCAGAAGGGAAGGAUGGAACAGCUCAGCACCUCUUGUUCCUCCCCUGGCACCAAGUCACAGAGUCCCCAAUGUCACCAGACCCACGGGGGACACAGCACCAGAGCCAGGGCCCCUUCCUUGCCUCAGCUCAGGGCAGGAAAAUUCCUCAGCAGAACUAAAAGCACCAGGCAGCAUCUGUACUCAGCCAAAUGGAUUGUCAAGAGGAAUUUCAGUGAUUUAUUGGUGUUCUAAUUACAGGCUGCAAGGGUGUUACACAUUUAAUGACUUUGUUUACCAGGUGUGUGUAUAGAAAUAAAAUGUUGGAAAUCUGAA
This is a messenger RNA of Melospiza melodia melodia, 3384 nucleotides long. RefSeq names its product interleukin 12 receptor subunit beta 2 (gene IL12RB2). NCBI's taxonomy places the organism in Eukaryota, Metazoa, Chordata, Aves, Passeriformes, Passerellidae. The record is from RefSeq and is a predicted model, not a curated record. Gene Ontology annotation, molecular function: protein binding. The transcript is spliced from 16 exons. Bases 77 to 2527 code for a protein of 816 amino acids.